CUAAAAAUAUGUUUAUUUAUAUUUUUUUAUAUUUUUCAAUUACAAAUGAUUCGAAUACAAACAAGAUCCAGAAGUAUACAGAUCUGAAUGCUUCAACAGUAAUUUUCACAGUAAACUUACGCUCAAAGUUGUAAUAUGUAGCAAAUAUCUCUCCAGUGAAGAUUCAACCAUGACUAUUAUUCAUGCUGGAAUAUUCAGCGGAUUCACUCCAGUUAAAGAAGAUUUAGAUAGAAUAGUCAAUGAUUACAAAAAUCCCGUUGAUAGAUACGAAAUAGAAGACAGAAAUGUAAUAUUCUAUUUAGAGCAUGUUUCACAUAAAUCUCCUGUUUGUAUUAACUUCCGUGUAAGAAGAGAUUAUAUUGUUGGAAAUGUGCAGUCCAGUGUUGUAAAAGUAUUCGAUUAUUAUAAGAAUAAUAAACAUUGCACUGUAUUCUACAGUAUUAACAACAAAGCAUAGUUUUCAUACUUGCACCGAGUGAAAAGAUACUAAUGAAAAAUGUUGUAAUGUAUGAUUGAAACAUGUUUUCAA
Centruroides sculpturatus (bark scorpion) is the source of this 529-nucleotide messenger RNA. RefSeq names its product A.superbus venom factor 2-like. The transcript has 5 exons. Gene Ontology annotation, cellular component: extracellular region. Lineage: Eukaryota; Metazoa; Arthropoda; Arachnida; Scorpiones; Buthidae. The record is from RefSeq and is a predicted model, not a curated record. The coding region runs from base 170 to 457 and encodes 95 amino acids.